This is a messenger RNA of Girardinichthys multiradiatus, 4102 nucleotides long. RefSeq names its product major facilitator superfamily domain containing 2ab (gene mfsd2ab). The record is from RefSeq and is a predicted model, not a curated record. Gene Ontology annotation, molecular function: lysophospholipid:sodium symporter activity. Gene Ontology annotation, biological process: carbohydrate transport. Gene Ontology annotation, cellular component: membrane. Lineage: Eukaryota; Metazoa; Chordata; Actinopteri; Cyprinodontiformes; Goodeidae. The coding region runs from base 136 to 1716 and encodes 526 amino acids. The transcript has 14 exons.
AGUUUUCAAACACUUGGUUUAGAGGGAAGGUACUACAGGCGUGGUUGCUCAAACCUUAUUGAGAAGACUCGUUUUAAAUCGUGUUUGUUUAACGAAGCUACUUGCUGUUUUCCAUUUUCCGUCCUUUUUUUUGCGAUGGCCAAAGGAGAAGGAGCUGAACAAUACUCCAGUGCCAGUUUAUUAAAUAAAUCGGUCAGCUCGGAUUCUGUCAAGCUCCCAAGAAAGCACGAGCACAGGAACAGGUUGUCAAUCUGCAACAAGAUAUGCUAUGCAAUCGGUGGUGCUCCCUACCAGAUCACAGGAAGUGCCCUGGGCUUCUUCCUGCAGCUCUAUCUACUCGAAGUAGCUCAGUUGGAUCCUUUCUAUGCUUCAAUCAUUCUGUUUGUUGGGCGAGCUUGGGAUGCCGUAACGGACCCCACAGUGGGCUUCCUGAUCUCCCGGAGCCCGUGGACUCGUUUUGGACGGAUGAUGCCCUGGAUCUUACUCUCGACCCCUCUUGCCGUGACGUCCUAUUUCCUCAUAUGGUACAUCCCCCCCUUUGAAGAUGGCAAAGUCAUCUGGUGUAUUUUCUUCUACUGCAUCUUCCAGACCCUACAGACUUGCUUCCAUGUGCCAUAUUCUGCCCUCACCAUGUUCAUCACUUCAGAGCAGAAGGAGAGGGACUCUGCUACUGCGUACCGGAUGACGGUGGAGGUUUUGGGCUCCCUCCUCGGCACGGCCAUCCAGGGACAGAUCGUGGGCAUGGCUCACGCUCCCUGCCUCCCUGGACCCGGGGAAAUCGUGGCAGAUCCCACCAAUUAUUCUGCUUUUGUCAGCCAAAAUGAGUCGGACCACUCCAUAUCCCUGCACCACACGAGAACCGCAUACAUGAUUGCAUCUGCUGUCAUCUGUUCACUGUACAUCCUCUGUGCUGUUGUCCUAUUCUGUGGCGUGAGAGAACACGAGGCAACUGGGAUCAGGUCGAAGCCUAUGCCCUUCCUUCAGGGAAUUAAGAUGGUGAUGGGAUAUGGACCAUAUGCCAAACUAGUCAUGGGUUUCCUCUUUACCUCACUGGCUUUCAUGCUCCUGGAGGGAAACUUUGCUCUCUUCUGCACCUCCACGCUGGGUUUCAGGAACAACUUCCAGAACAUUCUGCUGGUCAUCAUGUUAUCUGCUACGCUGGCCAUCCCGUUCUGGCAGUGGUUCCUGACUCGCUUCGGGAAGAAGACUGCAGCUUUUGUCGGCUCCUUGUCUGCCAUUCCCUUCGUGAUCCUGGUGGUGUGCAUGAAGAGCAACCUCAUCAUCAUCUACGUAGUUUCUUGUGCCUCUGGUGUGGCAGUGGCUGCAGCCUUCCUGCUGCCCUGGUCCAUGCUGCCUGACGUGGUCGACGAUUUUCAAGUUCAGAACCCCAACUCCACGGGGCACGAAGCCAUCUUCUAUUCUUUCUACGUUUUCUUCACCAAGUUUGCUUCUGGCAUCUCCUUGGGAGUAUCUACGCUGAGUUUAGACUUUGCAGGAUACAUCACCAGCGGUUGCUCCCAGCCUGAAGAGGUGGACUUGACCUUGAAAUUGUUGGUCUCGGCCGUCCCUGUGGUCCUCAUCUUCAUCGGCCUGGGAAUCUUGUACACCUAUCCCAUCAACGAGGAGAGGAGGCAGGGCAACCGCAAGAUCCUACAAGAAAUGAGGGACGAGGAGGAUUCGGAGACGGACUCCACAGAGGUGGCUGAAAUGAUCUAGCACUCUUAAUAAAAGCCCUUCUGGACCGAUCGGUUGACCGAAUGACAUUUUUCACUGGAUGGGACCAAUGGACCUGGACCCGGGCCUGUCGGAUCGCACAGACACCGCCUCGGCCAGUCAAUGCUGCUGCUGCUGGUCCAAGUACAAACCUAUGUGAGCCAGGGCGAGGCCUUCCUGAAGACAUCCCGUUCCUCCUUUUCGUAUUCGUGAUGUUUUCCCGGCAUGACGGUCAUUCGAUCAGCAUCGCCUCACCAAGCCUUAGCUUUUUGUACAACAUACUACUAAGUACAGUGUGAGAAUCUUAUCCUUUUACCGGUUGGUCUUCAAUGAAAUUGCACAAAAAGGGUGAAUUUGCAUCAAUGGUGCUUUUCGCUGGAGCCGAGCAGGCUCCUCUUUUGUACGUACAACACUGAACAUUAACGACCAUCAGCGCUGCAGGUGGAAAUGACUUCACAGCACUGAGUUAUAAACGUCAGGAGAAACGGCGAUUCUGCCUUAAUUUCUGUCACAUUUCAGAGGCGGUAUUUCAAAAACGAACAAACUGACACGAGUGCCAAUCGCUCAGCGUGGUGUAACUUAAUAUCUCGUCAUAGUUUACAACAAAACAAUCAAGAGGGUCAGUCUGUUUGCUUCUUCCAGUCUGUUUGCGUUUCGUCUCUGUCACACUGGCUGCUGGUUUUCCGUCGGAGGAAGCUCUGACGAUGUGCCAUGAGCCGCUACAGUGGUGAGCGCAGUGAAUUUGCACAAGAAAACUGCAGAGCUUAUCCAGUCAACUGUUUUAUUUAUAACCGCUACUGAAGACGACGUCGUCUCUUAAUGCUUUAAUUUCUUAAAACGGAGCGAAACGGAGACUGCAGCUGGUAUUAAUGUCUAAAUAUUAUUUAAAUAUUUAUUAGUUUGCUUUUACAGUCCUCCUCCUUGCAGUAUUUAAACCUAUUUAAGGCCUGUACUGUUGUUCUAACCAAAACUGCAAAGCUUUUCAUUUUGUAAGAUUCAUGCACCUUUUGAUGCAUGUUGCCAUUACUAUAAUCUUACAGUAAUAUAUAAAGUUUUCACACCCUGUUAAAACACCAGGUUUUUGGGGCUUAACAAAAAUUGGACCCUGAUGAAUCACUUCAGUACCUUUUCCAUCUUUAAUGAGACAUUUAUUCAAUCUUUUAGAGGGUUGAAGAAUAAAAAGCUGCAAUAACCUGGUUUUAGAAAUGUGCUCAUCCUUAAAAUGAAACCUUGUUGAAGCACCUUUAGAAUCAAUUUCAGCAUUCAGUCUUCGUCGGAGGCUACCACAUCUCUUGUCCACAGUCUUCAUUUUAGAGACUGGUUGUUGGUAAAUAUUUUUUCUGGACUCACCGCCAUUCUGAAAAAGAUCUAAAACCUCUUGAACUUUAGCUUUCUAGUCGACACCUAAAUGUUUCCGGGCAAAACCACAGUGCUGUUUGGGACUGGUCAUGACUCAUGAUCUCACUCACCCUGAUAAAGUCCAGUUCCAUCUGGAGACAUGUUAUCCCAGAGCAUGAUGCUAGAAUUGAAUGAAACGUAUUUGUUUAGGGCUUUGCACACUUAUGGAACCAGGUUAUCACAGCUUUUUUACUCUUUCCAUUUUUUCCCCUGUUUUAUUUAAUUUUUUUAAGUUGAACUGUUAAAGAAAUAUGUUCGACAAGGUUUUGAAAUGAUUCAUCUCAAUUUUACGGCAUAAAAAAAACCUGCCAUUAUAACAGGAGUGUGUAGACACUUUUUACCUCUGCUGACACUGUAUGCAUUAAAAGGGAAAGCAUGCUGCUGUGGUUGGAGAAAUUAGGUUUCCUUCUAUUUUGAAUGUUUCAUUAUUGAUUGAAACAACCAGAACAUAUUUAGUGAUCAUUUCAAUCCUCAAAAUAAUAAUAAUAAGAAACCUAAGAGGACUGGCAUGUUUCAUAUCUGUUGAUAUGGAAAUGUGUAAAUGUGGUGUCAUAUGUAAUACAUACGGUUACAUCUUGGAUGUGAUAACUAAGUUGCCAUAGUGAUUAUGUUUGAAUGCAUUAACCUCGAUUUCUCUCUUCAUCUGUCCCUUCUGAUUGAUACUCUACGUGCCAACAUCACUCACUGAUCCUGUAGUUAUUGUACAUCCUGUAAAUGUUUGGUUCUCAUCGAUGUUUUUACGUUUCUUUUUUGUGCAUUUUUCUCCUGACUGAGGCUGUUGACAAAUGUGUGAGCUUUAAUCCCACAUGGACACACACACACACACACACACACGCCUUGUAGACUUGCCUCAUGUGCAUAUGUAAAUAUUGUACAUAAACUUGUAAAUAGAUCUGAUAUUUGUGUAUGCAAGUGAAUGGACUUCUGUACGCUGUACUGUAGUUAUUUAAAAACGAAUACUGUGGAAGAAAAUAAAAGCUAAUUAAAUGGA